Engraulis encrasicolus (European anchovy) is the source of this 494-nucleotide messenger RNA. Its product is annotated as butyrophilin-like protein 3. The record is from RefSeq and is a predicted model, not a curated record. Gene Ontology annotation, molecular function: signaling receptor binding. The coding region runs from base 21 to 494 and encodes 157 amino acids. Gene Ontology annotation, cellular component: external side of plasma membrane. Gene Ontology annotation, biological process: T cell receptor signaling pathway; regulation of cytokine production. The transcript has 7 exons. Lineage: Eukaryota; Metazoa; Chordata; Actinopteri; Clupeiformes; Engraulidae.
AGGGAUAUGAAAAGGCCAAUAUGUCUGUAGAUGUUGAAGUUGCAGGGACUCUUUCAUUCAUCUCUAUAACCAAAGGAGAUGGAGGACAGGUGAACGUUACCUGUGUAUCAGAUGGAUGGUCUCCGCAGCCUACAGUUACCUGGACAGGUGGAGGAGGGGAGAUCAAGGGUGAAAACACUGUCUACUCUACAGAUGAGCAGGGUUUGGUGCGAGUGACUUCCUGGCUGCUGCAUUCUCCAUCUGAGUCAGAGUCACUCUCCUGCUCUGUGGGUCUGUCUGAUCAGGACAGGAGAGAGGGCAGGGUGGUACCAUACAUCUACACAUCAGACCAAGGCAACACAGAUCUGGAGACACAACCGCUGAACAAGACAGGGGACGCAGCAAGACAUGAGGAGGAGAAAACGGAACUGGAGAGCAAGAUGAAAGAUCUGGAAAAACAACUUAAUGACAAGGCACAGCAAGAAAAACAGCUAAAAGCUCUGGAGAACACCUAG